Eremomyces bilateralis CBS 781.70 is the source of this 876-nucleotide messenger RNA. Its product is annotated as CIA30-domain-containing protein. The transcript has 5 exons. NCBI's taxonomy places the organism in Eukaryota, Fungi, Ascomycota, Dothideomycetes, Eremomycetales, Eremomycetaceae. Gene Ontology annotation, biological process: NADH dehydrogenase complex assembly. The record is from RefSeq and is a predicted model, not a curated record. The coding region runs from base 44 to 805 and encodes 253 amino acids.
GAUUCACAUACUGUAACUAAUAAGAUGGGAAUUGAGCUCAAUAAUGGCCACAAUCAUGAAAGAGAAGCCAUUAUUUGGUGGGAACAAGCAUUGGCGGAAUCCCGACUGGACCGAGCUCGAUGAUCGAGUAAGGGGAGGAAGGUCUGAGUCCCAUCUCCUAACUGAUGGCCACCGUGCCGAAUUCUGCGGCAUUCUUGAUAUCCAUGCCCUACGCGGCGCGGGUUUUGCAAGCCAGCGAACGACUGGGGAUGAUCGGUCGUGGGAUUUGGAAGGGUUCACUGGGGUGAAACUGAGGAUUCUUAACUCUGAUGUGAAAAACUAUACCUUCAGUGUGAAGGACAUGAUUCUCCGGCGCCAACCGGAGGGCCAAGGCCAGGGCACUCUCUCAUAUGAGGCAGACUUCACACUCUCAGGUUCAGAGACAGAUGUUUUCCUUCCAUUCUCACGCAUGAACGCCACAUAUCGUGGGAAACCCAUAAACAAUGCCCCAGAACUCAGGCUGUCAAGCAUUAAGCAGAUGAGCAUCAUGAUGAGAAGCUUUUUCGGCGAGCAAGAGGGACGCUUCUCGCUGACGAUUGGCUCCAUAUCUGCCUACACAUCAGAAGGUGACAUCCUGGAGGCGGAGAAGGGGAAGAAUGUCCCAGAUCUGAAUGAAUGGGAAACCUACGUGCAACGGGAAGCCCACCGACGGAGGAUCCUCCACGCGUGCCUGAUGGCAAUAGCAUGCGGGACGUUAAUCACAGUGACAAUGUCUUCCACCGGCACGAUCUCCUCGCUUUUGGAAUGGGUAAGGUCGCACGAGUAGCACGUCGGUCGCCAAAUCCGUGUAAUAGAACUGGUUUUAUAUAACUAAAUGUGCAGUUCCUGGACGCCAGC